AGGCGUCCACUAUCUUUGUGUUAACUAUGGCUUGCAAAGGGAGCCCGACUACUUCCAGUACAAAAAUAAAUAAGUUCAAAAAAGUGCCCGCGAUGCUGCGCUGUGCAGUGCUGUCGAAGUGGCGAUCGAAGUUUUCUUUUUCUCCCAACAUUUUGGCACAGUAAUCACCUUGUAAUGGAAAACCACUCCUUCUCCACUGCUGCUUUUGGCCAUAGUCACAGAGACUUCACACCAGUCAGCAAAAGACCCUCUCGAAUGACAGGAGGUAAUGCUAAGAGCAGCUACGAGCCUUAUCACAGCACACCUUUGACAACAACGCCCCCCGGCCCUGCCCACAUAUCCUUCUCUGUGUCCUCUGUACCUGUCAAUCAUUCUUCUGCUCCUACCCUCGGCUAUGCACGGUCAUCUCCUACUGAGAAGGGUCCCAAGAGCUCGCCUAGUGUUAGAAUGGGGAGAACAUCACUGAGUCCGAGUCGAGUUCGUGGCUUGAGUCCAACAAGAGGCUAUGGAUCAUCCCCACCUCGGCAUGGUUACGUAUCCGAGCUGGAGACUACCACCAUCCAGAAACAGCGCAAGGAGCUGCAUCUCCUCAUUGGCGAGCUUCAAGACCGAGACAGGGAACUCAACGAGAUGGUAGCAUCUCACCAGAAACAGCUCCUAGCCUGGGAACAGGAUCGUCAGAAACUCUUGACACUGGAGCAGCGCUAUUCCAGGCUAGAAGCUGAGCUCAAGAGUCGGACUGAGCAGGUGAAAACCCAGACGACCAAAUUAAAGGUGCUUGAAUCGCAGGAACAGUCCAAAGAGCUUGCCCUGCAGUCCACCCAGAAACAACUGGAGCAGAUGUCCGAACAGGCCAGCUCAGCCUCCAGACAAGUGAAAGAAAUGGAAGAUCACAGUGAGCAGCUGAAUUCCCUCAUCCGUGACCUUUCCAGCAAAGUGGGUCAGUUUGAGGCCAGAGAACAAGAAUUGCUGACAAUGUUGAAACUCAAGGACAACGAAUUAGCUGAGGCAUCAGCUCACAUCUCAGACAUGAGUAGCAAGCUGAAGCGAUUGGACCAUGCAAAUAAGGAAAUUCGCCACACUGAAGCAGCUACAAGAAAAGACUUGGCCGCAGCAAGACAGAAGUACAACGAAAUCAAACAAGAACUGGAAAAACUGACUGGCCAAUUGAAUGACCAGAACAACACUAAUACAGAGCAGAGCAUAGAGCUGAGCCAACUUCAGGGAGAUAUACAGGCUUUACAGCAGGAGAUCACACUAUCAGGUGAGAGAGAAAAGAGAAAAGACCAGCUUCUGGAGUUGCAGCGCUCCAAGCAGGAGAGGACGGAUGCUGAACUGACCAACUUGAGACAAGUCUACGAGAGGCAACAACGGGAUCUGUCACUCUUGCAACUCAACCUGGAUAGCAGGAACGAAGUUCUCCACAGGUCACAGCUCAACAACUCACAACAUGAUGAUCUUGGUCGCAGCCACAACACAUCCAGAUCCCCUGCCAAUGUGUCUGGCAAGAGCCGGGAUUCAUCGCUGCAUAAUGCUAGCCUGAUAGGGGGUGCCCUCGUAGAAAACCACGGGGACCACGGAGUCCCUGACCUCAGCAGUGGGGACACAGAGGAACUACUGACAGCUGACUCAUCAGGAGAGACUCCAGCUGAGGAAACGUCGCCUACCAGCAAACUACACCGUCUCCUGACUGAGUCUCGGCAGAUGGUGCAGAACCUGGAAGAGACUACACUGCCCCCGUACAUCAACAAACCAAACAAGGAUGACUCCAGAAGUCCACCAGCAGGGACCCAGGAGUAGCCAAGUUCUUGUGUAAUUGGCUGUGGAUGUGGAUCAUUGAGGGCGCUCUUUGGCUUUCUCAGGAAGGCAGAUAGGAGAGUAGGCCCUACCUGGAUCGUACAUACAUCAAUGUGUGCUCUCUUAAUGUCGAGCAAACCAUCAAAACAGUGCACAGAACGUGCUACUGAUUUUGUGCCAUACAAAGAAUAUAGAAAAAAAGUGCCUGCGCUGAGUUUGAAAGUACUGCCUUUUUACCGGUAGACGGCUAGUGUAUGCACAGACCCAAAACACAAGAUUUAGUAAGCCAGAGAAACUCAGGAACUAAAACAGUAGUUGGAGUGAGAUGGAAAAAGACAAGACAAAUAGACAUGUACAUAAUACAAAGAUGCACUGAUAGCGAACAUGUUGUGUGAUUAGGGAAGCUUGUAGAGUACGUACUGUUGAGUGAAGCCAAAAAAAAACCUUGUGUGUGAUUUUUAAGUGGAAACGGUGUGCCUGCCUACCAACCUGGCUAAAAUAAUUAUCAAAUUAUUUGAAUGUUUAGUGAUGUCAUCGCUAUGACAAUCCCACAAAAUAUUGCAGAACACAUGUGAUGUGUUUUCAGGCUUUUCCUUUCCAUUAGAAAGUUGAAAUAGAUGUAUAACUUCUUCUUUAUACAAGUUGAAACUGAAUGAGCAACUCUAACUUUUACUGCAAACAGUGAAUUAAUCAACCUACAUUCCAAGGCUGACGAAUUGAUAGGGUUAUAGAAAGAAAGGUAUUAAAACCCUGUUAGUGGUUUGGGAUUUCCAUUAAACUUCAUGGUUUGCAUCUUGGUGACAGUCUUUUGGACACUAACAAUUCUGUAUCUAUAAAUUGACAUAUUUUUCAUGCACUUAAAAAAUGGAAAAAUUGAUGGUUGAUUUUAUAUUUGGUCUAGAACACCCAUCUGAAAAUCACUCAAAAACCACGGGAAAAGUGGCAUCUUUCUCAGUAUUUCUCACCUUUUGCAAACUAAACAAAAAACUGCCUUUGAAAUGGACAUUUUGUGAAAGAAAUUGAGUCAGUGAUAUGACUUACACAACUGAUAUGCACGAUAAUUUAGUAAGACCCCAGUACUCUUGAAGUGACAUUUAGAGGAGAUCAGAACGUGAAGACAGUAUUUGCCAGAUAAUGGCAAAGAAGCACUUUCUUCCGCUAUUUAUAUAGAAAUUUAAACAAAAUCAACUGUGGAACACUGGUUUGGAAAGUAAUUUUCUAUUUACAUUGUUGAUUUUCCAGACAUAGAAUGAUGACAAGAAUUCUUGUAAACUUUCUUUAAUCCAAACAUAGUUGCAAUAAGAAAUACAAAUAUCGAUUUGAAAAAGUAUUUGGUAGUGUUUUUCGGCAAGGGAAUAUUAGGUUUUUUUACAUUGAAAGAUGCACUGCCUUAAUUGUUUUUACUCUUGUAGUUAUAUCUUUAGGAAUUGUACAUAGCAUUUUUAACCAUCCAGCAAUGAAAAAUACCUGCCGCCUGUUGAGUGAAAUAUUUAUUUACUUUUAUUUUUUAUAAUUUUUUGGUUCUGAAGCCUAAUUACAAGAAAUGUAUACAUAUUUAGACUUAAUUUUUACUUCAAAUUAAUUUUUAUCAUUUUUUGUAAAUGUCGUCUACGGCACAUUUCUAGAGACAUUUAUAAAAGCAUGCAGUGAAUUCUUUGCUACUCAGUUUUUCACAACUCAUUUUUUUUUGCAGAUUUACCUGAAUUGAGAAAGCUUAUGAUGUGAUGUCAGUUUUGCUAUGACGCUCAAAAAAAGUACAAUUCAGCUUUUGUGUUUUGUGAUUGGUUGAAUUUCUAUUUGCUUUUGGGUGGAUUGAAAUCCUACGUAGCUAUAAUUACAUUUUUUAUUACUGUUGCUCUUCUUGAAAAAUAUUUGUACUUUUUUCAAUAUAGGAAGUUCUGUUUUGUUCCGUUUAAAAGUGUGGAAUAAAAUUCUAGAAGCUAUUUUAUA
Acanthaster planci (crown-of-thorns starfish) is the source of this 3747-nucleotide messenger RNA. RefSeq lists its product as uncharacterized. The record is from RefSeq and is a predicted model, not a curated record. Lineage: Eukaryota; Metazoa; Echinodermata; Asteroidea; Valvatida; Acanthasteridae.